This is a messenger RNA of Choloepus didactylus (southern two-toed sloth), 335 nucleotides long. RefSeq names its product cytochrome c oxidase subunit 7A2, mitochondrial-like. The transcript has a single exon. The record is from RefSeq and is a predicted model, not a curated record. Bases 84 to 335 code for a protein of 83 amino acids. Lineage: Eukaryota; Metazoa; Chordata; Mammalia; Pilosa; Megalonychidae. Gene Ontology annotation, biological process: mitochondrial electron transport, cytochrome c to oxygen; mitochondrial respirasome assembly; regulation of oxidative phosphorylation.
CAAAAUCUGUCAGUUCAUUUCUUUAAAAAUUAUUGUCUUAAGGGUGUUCAGUUGUCACAGUUGUGAGCAGUAGCAGAGUCAAGAUGCUGAGGAAUCUGUUGGCUCUUCGUCAAAUUGCCCAGAGGACCAUAAGUACUGCUUCACGCAGGCAAUUUGAAAAUAAAGUUGCAGGAAAACAAAAGCUAUUUCAGGAGGAUAAUGGAACACCAGUGCACCUGAAGGACGGGACAGCUGAUGUCCUCCUGUAUAGAGCCACUAUGGUUCUCACAGUCGGUGGGACAAUGUACACUGUGUAUCAGCUGGCCAUGGCUUCAUUUCCCAAGAAGCAGGAUUGA